AUGAUUUGCGGACAAUCUCAAACGUCAACGGGGAAGAGGUCUGAUGACAUCCCAACGGAUGUGAGCCAAUUGGACUUCGACCGAGUCAUCGGUGGAACACCCGUUCCCAGUCAGAGGAAAUAUCCGUGGGUGGGAUGGAUGGGGACGGCCAAGAAUAAUUUCAUCUGCACGUCGGCCAUCAUCAACGAUCGCUACAUCCUCACUGCUGCUCAUUGCGUGCAAUCCAACCUAGCCGGGACAUUUUACGUGACCCUGGGAUCCACGAACUUGUUUCAAUGGCCAGCAGGUCAAUCCAUCCAGAUUGCUGCCAAAGCCAUCAGGCACCCCAAUUAUAAUUCUCAAACUCUUCAGAACGAUAUCGCCCUUCUGAAACUUCAGACUCCCUUGAACUUCGCAGCUCAUCCAAACAUCCGUCCCAUAUGUCUCGCCUCUGCCAACCCCAGUGCCAAUUCCGUGGUAACAAUCGCGGGAUGGGGCCGCACUUCAGGAAGUAACAAUAAUAUCCCGACGACUUUGAUGGAAACGACAGUGAACGUAUUGAGUCUUCGGACAUGUCAGGGCAUUUGGGGUAGUAACAUCAACAACAACUACGUGUGUGUGCGAGCCACAGGGAAAAAUAUCUGCAACGGUGAUUCUGGCGGAUCGCUCAUGUACAAAACUUCUCGAGGGUAUUACCAGAGUGCCGGGGUUGCUUCGUUCGUUGCUGGUUCCCAAUGUUUGCCUCAAUAUGGUGGUGUUUUCACGAGCACAGCCAAGUAUCAAAAGAAAGGAAAUUUGUCCUUUCUCUCUCAACACAAAAUCGCAUCGGCAAAUUGGAAGCUUCGUCUCCUCGGGGUUGUGGAGAUCACUGAAUCUCGCUUUUUGAAGAUCAACCAUGAGAAAGGUGUUGAGUUGUAG
This is a messenger RNA of Darwinula stevensoni, 897 nucleotides long. NCBI's taxonomy places the organism in Eukaryota, Metazoa, Arthropoda, Ostracoda, Podocopida, Darwinulidae. The record is from the annotation of a GenBank genome assembly.